Blastomyces gilchristii SLH14081 is the source of this 1643-nucleotide messenger RNA. Its product is annotated as homocitrate dehydratase. The transcript has 4 exons. Gene Ontology annotation, cellular component: cytoplasm. Gene Ontology annotation, molecular function: copper ion binding; superoxide dismutase copper chaperone activity. NCBI's taxonomy places the organism in Eukaryota, Fungi, Ascomycota, Eurotiomycetes, Onygenales, Ajellomycetaceae. The coding region runs from base 305 to 1036 and encodes 243 amino acids. Gene Ontology annotation, biological process: removal of superoxide radicals. The record is from RefSeq and is a predicted model, not a curated record.
CUUGAUGGUGAGUAGCUCCUCGGAGCGGAUCUACUUUUAUACGUUCGGGCAAUGGGCAGGGGAAAAAUCGCCUUCGGGACUGGUUUCUAAGCAAGGUCAAAGCCAAACCCCACUAUUUCCAAGGUUGCGUGUCUCGUCCUGUCAUGGAGUCCGGCAGUAUGGAGGUCAAUAGCAGCUUCUCAGAAUUUUGCCUUUAUGUGUUUUAUCUCACCCUGGAGUCAACAGCGGCAGAACUACUAUCUAUUGAGAGGACAUCGAUUUCGCGAUCGAUUGACGCCAAGUCUACAUAUGUGCAGCAGCCAUAAUGCAAGUGUUUAAGACCACAUUUUCGGUGCCUCUAACUUGCGAUGCCUGUAUCGAGGAGGUAUCCAAGCCCAUCUACGCUCUUGACGGGGUCAAGAACGUGCAAGGUAGUUUGAAGGACCAGAUCCUCCUCAUUGAAGGAACGGUAGCGCCUUCUGCCAUAGUUGCUGCAAUCCAGAGUACUGGUAGAGAUGCUAUCCUUAGAGGGAGCGGAUCCUCAAACAAUGCGUCAGUAUGUAUCCUAGAGACACACUCCAGUACCGUACAGAAUUCAAUCCGUGGACUUGUGCGCAUGGUCCAGGUUUCCCCGAAGUUGACACUUGUUGAUCUUACGAUAAACGGCCUCCCGCCUGGGAAAUAUUGGGCUACGGUACGUGAUACGGGAGAUAUCUCCCAAGGACCGGCAUCGACUGGCGGCAUAUGGGAGGCUCUGAAACAGAAGGUCCAAGGAUCGGCCCUCCCGCGAGGAGUAUUUGGCGAGGUAGAAGUGGGCAGCGAUGGAAAGGGGAACGUCUUCCUUGACCGUCCAGUUGCCGUAUGGGAGUUGAUUGGGAGAAGUAUGGUUGUGUCAAAAUCCAAGGAGGGGCCGUUCCAGAAGGAAGAUCCAAACACGCUGGUUGGGGUUAUUGCUCGCAGCGCUGGCGUAUGGGAUAACGAUAAGAUGGUAUGUUCUUGUUCCGGUCAGAACGUAUGGGAAGAACGAGUAGAGCAGGUUUCGAAGGGAAUGUUGUGAAGAAUCGCUGUGGAUAUUCCCGUGUUUAAGUUGACUGAAGGUCAUUUUGAUGGCUGUCUGUCUUCUUGGCCCCUUGGAGGGUAUUCCCAGACGAUGCAGUCGUUUGAGCCCUGGGGUUGAGGGGCCAUACUAAUGGCGAGGGAAGGUUAAGAACAGGCUAAACUUGCGAUUUCAAGUUGGCUGAAAAUGCUUUUUUUUAAGAUGUGAUACCAGAUUUAAAUAGCAAACAAUUAUAAGGAGAAAAUGAUAUGAUACUUGCGAAAAUAGUGGCUGGCAAGGUAUUCCAGGACUGGGCUUCAUGAGUCUACGUCUGGUAGAGGCCGAACCCCUGACACUCACAUCAAACCCAGACUUGCCGGAAACUCAGCCAUGGACAUGUGUUUAUAUGCGACAAAAGCUGCAAAUCAAAUCAGAUUGAGCAAUACAGAAACAUGUUAACUAUUCUCACAUCAGAUCAUGGUAUCGAUCAGAGUAGAACAAUAAUAAUCAACACAUACCGACUUUUCGUCUGAUAGUCAAAAGACCUCCAUCCGUCCAUUUCGCGUUGGCCUGUAGAGAUCGGCGGUUAAGCGCCCCUAAAUGUUCCUAGUCCCCGCCAACCCCGUCG